GUCCCCGCCUUAAAUCAUAAGAAUCAAUUGUUCGAUUUUAUUUAUUAUUUCAAAUCACAGUAGAUGGUUGGAGGCUGUUAUCGGGCUGUUAGACCUUCAGGACGCGCAGCUGUCGGAGACACUUAAAAAACAAUAACAAAAAAAUAUAUCUGGAGAAAUCAGACUUAAAAAAGAAAAAAAAAUCAUUAGUGGUUUAUUUGAAUAGUUUUGCUGGAAGCAGGGUCAGGAGGUGUGCAGAAUGCGUUGCGCCCCAGCCUGGAUUGGCUGGGCUCUGUGUUUGUGCGCAUCUUUGGCCGUGUGUGCGCAGGACUACCCCGAGGACGACGAGAUGAUCCUGGAUCUGAUCCGCGAGGACGGAACUCAGCCUGAAACUGGAGCCGUGCCCGCAGCGGAGUUCCUCAGGUGCAACAAGGCGGCAUGGCGCAUGCCCGGACAGUACUUGGUUAUUCUGCGCCCAGGGACGCACGAGUCACAAGUGCAGAGGACCAUCAGGAGGCUGCGAGCCAAAGCAGCCAGGAGAGGCUACCUGGUGGAGAUCCUGCAGACCUACUCUGGAGCUCUGCAGGGGUUCCUGGUCAAAAUGAGCCGUGAUGUCCUUCACAUGGCGGUGACUCUCCCUCAUGUCCAUUACAUAGAGGAGGACUCAUCCAUCUUUGCUCAGAGCGCCCCCUGGAACCUGCAGAGGCUGCUGCAGCCUCAUGGUGGCAUCUCUGAGAAUGGAACAUAUAGGCCUCCCAAUGAUGGAGGGAUGGCAGAGGUGUAUCUAUUGGAUGGCAGUGUGCAGAGCUUUCACAGAGAGAUUCAAGGACGUGUGCUCAUCACAGACUUCAAUAAUGUCCCUGAGGAAGAUGGAGUCAGAGUUCACAGACAGCAGGCCAGUCAGUGCGACAGUCACGGCACGCACUUGGCAGGCGUCGUGAGUGGAUCGGAUUCAGGUGUUGCUCGUGGUGCUGGUGUUAACUUGGUUCGUGUGCUCAACUGUCAGGGUAAAGGGACCGUGUCGGGAGCUCUAGCAGGGAUGGAGUAUAUCCAAGCAAGCUUACUGCUCCGCCCAGUGGAUGCAGUGGUGGUUUUGCUGCCUUUCAUCGGUGGCUUCAGCCGCUCGUUGAACACAGCAUGUCGAGACAUGGUGGCAAAUGGAGCUGUGGUCAUUGCAGCUGCAGGGAACUACAGAGAUGAUGCCUGCCUCUACUCGCCUGCAUCAGAGCCUGAGGUCAUCACGGUUGGUGCAGUUAACUCAGCGGACCAGCUUAUGUCACAGGGUGCAGGUGGCACCAACUUUGGCCGCUGUGUUGACCUGUUUGCCCCUGGAGAUGACAUUGUUAGUGCCAGCAGUGACUGCAGCACCUGUUUUACCUCCCGCAGUGGAACCUCCCAGGCUGCUGCACAUGCUGCUGGUAUAGCAGCAGUGAUCCUGUCGUCCAAUCAGAUGGCAUCGCCAGUGCAGGUUCUGCAGACAAUGCUGCAUCAUUCCAUCAGCAACACAAUCAACUUUCAGUCUCUGUCUGAAACACAUCAUCUCACCACUCCAAACCUGGUAGCAGCUAUGCCCUCCGCCAGCAACCCUACAUCAAAUGAAGAGCUUCUUUGUCGCUCAGUAUGGUCAGGAAGGUCAGGAAUCGCAAGCACCGACAGGGUCGUGAGCCGCUGUCGUCUGGGGGAAGAAAUGAUGGGCUGCAGCAGCUAUGCUCCCGACGGCGUCCGAGGGGGAGAAAUCAUCACUGCGAGCAACGAACACAUGGAGUGUGUUGCCUUUAAUGGCCCGGCAGGUAAUGGUGUGUAUGCUGUUGCUCGGUGCUGCUUGAUCGGUGGCCUGCAGUGCCAGGCCCACGCCAGUACUGAGCCUGGACAAGAUGCUCAGUGCACUGGCCCGCAGCACCGCCUGACUGGGUGUACAACGUGGUCCACAGCUGAGAUCUCGUCCGACUCACGACCACACCACGGACAUGGGAACCGCUGCGAAGGAAAAGAAGGAACCACUUCACACGCAGUUUGCUGCCACGCUCCAUCUCUCGAGUGCCAGCUGUUGGAAAACAUAUCCGCUGACAAAGAUCAGGUUGAGCUGUCCUGUCCGUCCGGGUGGACUUUGACUGACUGUAGCGCCAUCUCUCAGGACUCUGCUAUAUUGGGGCCAGUUGCUAAGGGCAACAGCUGCCAAGUCCGCAGUGCCACAGGGUUUGGUGGGGCAGCAGGCGUCGCUGUGUGUUGCCGCAUCACACCACCUGAGCAGUCUGCAACAACUCCCAACUGAUCCAGUCUUUCAGCUCGUCUUCCCUCUGACCUCUUUUACUCUUCUCAAGACCCUUAAACCCACUUUAUUUUCACUAAGAUAACGUCUGCUGUCUGUGUGGUGCUAUUUUAGAGUUAGACAUAUACUCCAUAUUGUAUUGAUGUGCAUCUUAGCUACUUUUAACAAACAGGCUUAUGUAGGUUUGACAAUAUAACUGAAUAUUUUUGUAUCUUUUGUAUCUAAACGACUGUAAUACAGAGCUUUCAUGAAUAUAUAAACUGAAAAUGACCCAGUAUUUAGCUGAUGUACGCUCUGUAUCCUCUUAACAAGCUAAUAAACGAGUAAGACAAGCAAAUAUGCUUUUUGGUGAAUAAUAAAGACAUAAAAACACA
This is a messenger RNA of Melanotaenia boesemani (Boeseman's rainbowfish), 2622 nucleotides long. It is a transcript of the gene pcsk9, whose product is annotated as proprotein convertase subtilisin/kexin type 9. NCBI's taxonomy places the organism in Eukaryota, Metazoa, Chordata, Actinopteri, Atheriniformes, Melanotaeniidae. The record is from RefSeq and is a predicted model, not a curated record. The transcript is spliced from 12 exons. The coding region runs from base 239 to 2251 and encodes 670 amino acids. Gene Ontology annotation, biological process: proteolysis. Gene Ontology annotation, molecular function: serine-type endopeptidase activity.